Closterium sp. Yama58-4 is the source of this 1485-nucleotide messenger RNA. The record is from the annotation of a GenBank genome assembly. Lineage: Eukaryota; Viridiplantae; Streptophyta; Zygnematophyceae; Desmidiales; Closteriaceae.
AUGCCCGCGCUUACCAACCUCACCACGCGGCGCGCUCUCCCCGCCGUCGAUUCCCCGCGCCGCCAGCUCUCCUCCACGGCGCGGCACUGGCACCACUACUCGCGCUACCCCCCCACCGCACUGAGCCGCGCUCUCGAAUCGCUGCGAUGGGCCGUUGGCGUCUCGCCCGUGCAGUCUCCUCUGCAGUGGCUGUGGCGAAAGGCCGGAGCGCUCGUUAAGCAGCCCAGCAGGCAGGCGGAGCAGCGGGGAUGUGAGGCGGAGCUGGCGGGGCUGCGGCAGUGGUACCACCGCGUGCAUGGCGCAGGCAGGAGGCUGAUGGCGUACGAGUCGUGGCGGCACAAGCUCAAGGACCAGAUGGCCCGCCUGCACUCCAUGCAAGCCAGUGUGGACGAGAAGCGGAAGGAGCUGCGGAGGGUGAACAGUGAGAAGAUGCAGUUGGACAAGCGCAUAGACGAGAGCGACAUCGACUGGGAGGCCCGCCUGCUGCCCAAAUCCGUGAUGGACAAGGCGCGUGAGGUGGUGGCGUCGUGUCAUGGCGAUGGCAUGGUGGUGUCCUCGCCCGUGCCCACAUGGAAGGCAUAUGCAUGCGACGCCACGGAGGACGAGCUAUUGAGCUACCUGGACUACGAGCCCCGCCGCAUGUGUCCGGACGACUGGUUUGACUCGCAGGACCUGCUCUUCACAAAGAACUGCUUUGCUCUCCCCGUGAGGCGCUGCCUCACCCGCACGCCGCAGAAACUUGUGGAGCCCAUGCCAUUCCCGGACUCUCUCUUCAGCCAGAGUGCUCUCAAGGACGGUGCAGUGCGGUGGGCGCUGCACCACUGCAAGUCCUUCGCCUGCCUGAACGCGCGCCUCAUCGGGGACUGUCGCCUGUGCUUCAACAUGAGCAUUGAGCGCAACCGCUGGCACCGCCACUUCCGAGGAUCGCUGUCAAUUGAGGAGGUGGUGAAUAUGAUGAAGGGGUCGCUCAGGAUCGGGCUGGACGCGGGGGGCGGCACGGGCAGCUUUGCAGCGCACAUGGCGCGGUACAACGUGACAGUGCUGACCACGGCCAUGAACAUUGAGACCGUCACGGGGCGCCGCCAGGGCCUGCCGUACAUGGAGACCAUUGCUCUGCGUGGCCUCAUUCCCCUGCACGUGCCGCACAAGCAACGGCUACCCCUGAUGGACAACACAUUGGACCUGGUGCACUGUGUGAACAGCAUCAAGUACCUGCCCAUGCAGGAGUUUGAGGAGCUGCUAUUCGACUGGGACCGCGUGCUCAGAGUUGGCGGGGUGCUAUGGUUUGAGAUGUUCUACGCACCUUUAGACGAGAUGCCAGUAUACGUCGCUCUGAUCAGUGCGCUGGGCUACAAGCGCCUCUACUUCCACGUGCUGCCCAAGCCAGACGUGGGGGAACACCUCGGCGCACACAUGUACCUCAACUGCCUGCUUGAGAAGCCCGUGCGCCUCGACCCUCCGAAGAGGACGGGCUGGCUGUUCUAG